Molecule: messenger RNA, 2760 nt
Organism: Sardina pilchardus (European sardine)
Lineage: Eukaryota; Metazoa; Chordata; Actinopteri; Clupeiformes; Clupeidae
Product: P2X purinoceptor 1-like
Exons: 13
Coding region: 277-1497 (406 amino acids)
Biological process (GO): response to ATP; calcium ion transmembrane transport
Cellular component (GO): plasma membrane; nuclear inner membrane
Molecular function (GO): ATP binding; extracellularly ATP-gated monoatomic cation channel activity; purinergic nucleotide receptor activity
Source: RefSeq, a predicted model, not a curated record
GAGAGAGAGAGAGAGAGAGGGAAGUACAUCAGUGCUGCUCAGUAACAUCUGAGCUGUGAGUCACUGAAGGCUGGGUCUGCAAGUCGGGAACUGUAGAGAGAGAGAGAGUCACCUGAAGAAUUAAGCUGUCUGAAAAAGUUUUCGGGUGUGCUUGUGUGUGUGAGUGUGUGAGUGUAUGAAUGUGUGCUGUGCCAGUGUGUCUACAUGCAUAAGUGUGACCCAGGCUCCCGGAGCUACUCAGAGAGGAUUAUCCCAACUCCUUCCUAGCGUUUAAAGAUGAGGGACGCCAUCGUCAGUGGCCUUCAGGACUUCUUUUAUGAGUAUGAGACUCCGCGGCAGGUACUGGUGCGGAGCAAGAGGGUGGGGAUAGUGUGCCGUCUCAUCCAGCUCGGGGUCCUGGCGUACAUCAUUGGAUGGGUGUUCAUCUAUGAGAAAGGCUACCAGAUUGAAGACUCAGCUAUCGGAUCUGUGCUAACCAAGAUGAAGGGAGUGGGCCACACAUCCGAGGAUGAGGAGGAACGGGUGUGGGACGUGGCCGACUACGUCUUCCCCGAACAGGGGGACGCGUCGUUCGUGGUGAUGACUAAUUACAUAAUCACCGAGAGGCAGAAGCAGGACAAGUGCCCGGAGCUUAACGAUGGCAAGAAUUCCUGCACCACGGACAAAGACUGUGAAGGGGGACGAUACAAACGUACGGGAAAUGGGUAUAUGACGGGGAAGUGUGUCAACAAUAAGACCUGCGAGGUGCGCGCCUGGUGCCCUGUGGAAGAUGACCGGACCAUUCCAGAUCCCCCACUGCUGAUGUCUGCUGAGAACUACACCCUCUUCAUCAAAAACUCUGUUACCUUUCCUCAGUUCGGCGUGGUCAGGAGCAAUCUGGUUGAAGGCGUGGACAGCAGUUACAUCAAGAGAUGCCUCUACCAUGAGACAAACAGUCCUCUGUGCCCCAUCUUCAAGCUGGGAGACAUAGUGAGACUCUCUGGCUUCAACUUCCAACAAAUAGCAAAAGUGGGUGGUGCGAUUGGCAUCCUCAUCGACUGGGUGUGUAAUCUGGAUUACAACAUUAAACACUGCAAGCCAAAGUACUACUUUCAUGGUCUCUAUGGUAACGCGCGUGAGACGGACAAGGCCAGGGCAUCUGUGGGCUACAACUUCAGGCACGCUAAAUACUACAUGGAGAACUCGACGGAAAUGAGAACACUCAUGAAAGUGUUUGGCAUCCGCUUCAAUGUCAUCGUUCGUGGACUGGCAAGAAAAUUUGAUAUCAUCCCAACACUUACAGCAAUUGGAUCAGGAGUAGGGAUCUUUGGAGUGGCAACCGUUGUGUGUGACCUUGUGCUGUUAUAUGUUUUGCCCAAGAGAGAUUUCUACAAGAAUAUGAAAUUCAAAUCAACAGUCAUGGAUGAUGAAACGAGCGGCAGUGGCUCAAAUGAGGGAGACGUAUCUAUGACCAACGUAGGCUCAAAAGACCCAGCUCCAAUAACGAUGAAGGAUUGACUGCCCCGCCGCUUAAAUCUUCAGCCUCGCUGCCGUGACAACUGACUGCACUGUAAGAACACAAAACACACACUGGAGUAGAUAUGCUCGCACUGGGUCAGAAGGGUCUUACAAAUGGGCAUUUGCAAGCCUGUGGACUUGACACUGUACUACAUAAAAGUCUCCCAAGAAUGAUUCCACAUCCAUGUUCAGCAGAGGGUUUUUUUUUUUUUUGUAGUAUCACAACAUUUGGGUGUGUAAUCUUUUUUGCCCAUAGACUGUCUGGGAAUCAGGUCCUGUCCCUUGUACUACACGGAUAACACAGUCUUUCACCAACAUCAUCUUUUUCUUGUCUUCAUAGUGUCUUCACUGGGCUGUUUCUGUAAUCCUACAAAUAAACACGUUUUUUUAGUGCGAUAUGUGGCUAACUCACUCUGCAUCUUCUAGUCUAGUAGGAGGAGGAGAGGACAUGUUGGGAUUAUAGGACCUCACAGUACACGACUGGUGUAAGGCCUACUGUAUGUGAUCAUUCAUUCUGAUAUGUCUAUUGGGUUGUUUGUUCAUGACAUGUGGUCAUAUGCAAGUUCUUUUGGAAUGUGUACGGUCAGGGAGUACUGUCCAUGUGACUGGUACUAACGAAAGUAAAACCACACAAGACAAAUUUGUUCUGAAAAAGGCUAUGGAGGCCCAUGUCGUUGUGAUAUCUUUUAUUGUCUUUGAUUAUGUCUAAAUGUACAAAAGCAUGCAAAAAAUAGCCUCUUUGUAUAUAUCGGUACAUAUUUACAUUGUAACAGUUGCAUUCUCCAUUUUUUUUUUUUUUUUCGUGUGUAUGUCAUGCUUUGUUUUUUCGUGUGUGAGAAAUGUACAUUCAGAUUAGGCAGAAGAGCACAGACAGCCAUUGAACAUACAUCUUAGACAGGCACUAAAACACAGACAGAGGGACGGAUCUAAUGGGCGCCGUGCUGUCGGGGCUACAUGCUGUACAAUCUCACUGUUGUCUCACUAAGCCCUUUAGCUGGAUAUUCACAACUGAAACAGAUAGAGUGCCACCCAUGUCAUUGGAGUUAAUUAGAGACAAGAGUACCUCAGUGAUGACUGACAUUGUCCCUGUGAAAGUUUACUGCCUACAGUAGUUAUACCUGCAUUUGUGUUUGUUUUGUUGUUGUUGUUGUUUUGUUUUUGUUUUUUUCCCUUAGAAUGUAAGGUCCCAUUCUGCUGUUGGGAGCUAUCGGAUUGACUGUGUGAAAAGAAAAAUGAAUGUUGAAUAAAUAUGCUGAAGACAAG